AAGGAAAAACUGAUAUUUCUUCUCUAUUAUACAUAAUUAUAUGCAGUUUCUUUUAUGCUGGUGACAUUUAUAAAUCACCUACCGUGAUGGUAAUAGUAGAUUUUAAAUAGAAAAGCUAGGUAACCGGUACUCGUUCAAUCUUAAUAAUACUUGAGUGUGACGUGAUACUGUCCGUCAACAGAACAUGUUUGAAUAGAUAUUUUCAGUGUUUACAAAGUCGGAUGAGAAUGUACAUAGAAAGGAAGUACAUGUAGUUGUGUUAAUACAAAAAGGAAAUUAUCAAGGACCUAUAAAGUUUAAAUAAUUUUAUCUGCCAUACAUAGAUCAGUGUAAGUGCGGAUAAUGUAGGAAUAAAAGUUUAGAAUUUGUUUCAACAUAUCAAGAUCGCAAGCUCUAAAGACAAGCCCUAAUUACCCGAUGUACCGCUCUACUAUGACGAAGCUGGAUAAACGUUCAAAUUGACGGGACAGUUCUGUACAAGGGAAACAAGUAUAGGAAGAUGAUAAUGGAUUUAACUAUGCUAGAUCUCUGGGCUGAGCAAGACAGAACGUGAUUAUUCAGUAAUGUUCAGACAUGGUGUUCAACUAUACAUGUGUUUUAUGUGAUCUACAAAUGGAGUAUUAACAUGUGUUUCUGUGACGAUAAUGAUCAUUAUAUGAUUGCACGUGCAUAACGUAUAUCCACUUACGAAGUGAUUAACUGUCAUUAUAUGCUUUGAUAAUAAGUAUGUAUCUGGAAUUUAAAGGAUAGUUUUUUUACAUCAAGAAAAAAAUACAAUCCAAAAAGUGUCUUAAAAUCAUUGAAAAUUGUACGUUUACACCUACACACAUGCAAAAAGCAACAUGGACUUUUUCACUAUUUUGUUUACAUUGGCAGUGGUCUGUGUUGUGUUUGUUUUGAUAUUCGGUAAAGAGAACAUAAAAACGCUCUUGGAAUCUCUUUUUCUGGAAGAGGAUACAGAAAACGCUGAGGUGAUCGAAGAAAAUGUGACCUUUGCUUUGGAGAAGUUCGGCAAGACACCUAGGCCAACUUGGUCUGAAAUGCCAGAGGUAUCGUCCAGUGGCAUUCUCAAGAUAAUCACUUCCCACGAAAUACAACUUCACGAGUUGAUGUUUGAAAUAAUCACCUCAGAAGCGACAUAUCUGAACAGUUUAAAGGUUCUUGAUCAAGUAUUUGCCAAGUCGGAAGAAUUCAGUUCCAACGAACCUGGUAAAUGUAUUCUAACAAAGCAGGAGCGUCAUGUUAUCUUCUCAAAUACUGAGGAUAUACGUAAAACUAGCGAAAGAUUUUUGUCUGAGUUAGCUUCCUCUUGGAGAAAGUCCAUAAAGUUACUGGAGAUUUGUGAUAUUAUACAAAAACAUGCCAGCAACAAUUUUUCUUGCUAUGUGCUUUACUGCAGCAACCAAGAAUAUCAGAAUAGAACGGCAACUGCAUUGAAAAAAAGACCUGACUAUUUAAAUGCGCUAGCGACUUUGGAGAAACACGAAGACUGCAAAUCACUUUCUUUAACGUCGUUUCUAAUAUUACCUGUGCAAAGAGUACCACGACUUUUGUUACUUGUGGCAGCAAUUUGUGAACGGGUAGACAAAAUAGAUGAUGAAAAGAGAAGAAAAUCUGAUCUUGUUGCUAAUGAAAACCGUAAUAAUGAAAAGAGCAGUAUCAAAAAGUCUGCGAUGUGUGCUAUGAAGGCGCUGAAUAAAGUGGCCAGACAGAGUGAUGAUGCUGUAAGAAGAAUGCAACAAACAGAGCAGAUGAUUAGCCUUGACAAGAAGAUAGACUUUCCUCUUAAUAAAAUGGCCAAAAUACCUUUGAUCUCGGCAUCAAGGUAUUUGGUGAAACAAGGGGCCGUGACGAAGAUUGUAAACGAGGCAAGCAAUCGUAUAAUCUUCAGCAGUUCUAAACCUAGCAAAAAGAUUAGGCAUAUUUUCUUAUUUACUGAUGUGUUGCUAAUUACGAAGAAAAAAGGGGACAGAUACAAAGUUACAGACUAUAUUCAACGUAAUAAACUAGUUAUUGAAGAAAUAGAUAAUGUUGAUACGUAUACAAGAGUUCUUCCCCAUGGUGUGCCUAGCGGGUGUAGCAAUCUGUUCUUGCUGGUGAUGCUAGAGAAUUGUGAAAAGAGACAAGUGGAAGAGGUUUAUGCAUGUGACUCUGCGAGUGACAGAGCUAGAUGGGUGGAGGCACUAACACCUUUAAAAAUUACAGAGAAUGAACAGAUAUAUGAAAAUUGGGACUGUCCACAAGUGAAAUGCGUAAAAAGAUAUGUUGCUAAGGAAUCAGAUGAACUUACUCUGGAACUUUUAGAUGUUGUUAAUGUUUUCAAGAAGCUUAAAGAUGGAAUGUUUGAGGGUGAGAGAAUAAGAGACGGUGAAAGGGGCUGGUUCCCUUCAAAUCACACGGUAGAAAUAGAAAAUGACCACGUGAGAGCUCGCAAUACACGUAUGAAAUAUAAACUGAUGUCAGCAACAGAGAAUUAUGGGAGGUCAAAGCGUAUUCAAGAACCAGCUCAGAAGAUACAGAAUACAACUGAGUCAACAUGAUAGUGAUUUCUGCUUGUGGUUUUAUUUCUAAAUUGAGACAAUAUUGUCUUGGGAGAGUUGGACCAGUCUUUUACUGUAACAAUAAUUAAAGAAAAUAAGCUGAAUUCUGCUUAGUGGGUACAUGACUUUGUGUAUUUGUCUUGGUAUAUUGAAUCGUAUCGAGCUGGCCACAUAGGUUAAAAAUGUUGUAUUGCUGAAAUUUCAUAUUUAGCUAAAGUUACGUAACUUCACUGUAAAUCCCAAUAAUUAACUCGUUAUACUUCGAAUAACAUAAAAAUCGGCCGAUAUCUUAUAUGAAAGUGAUAUAAGUGCACAUUUUGUUCAACUUCUUAGGCGAAUUGAGUGCUUUAAGCGGCCGUGUGUUUUGAGUUUAUUUUAAAGUGUUUAUAAAGUCCUAUUACAUGGCUGGAACCAUCUUUUAAACACAAAACUGCUACUUCAACUCAGGUUAUACCAUUAAAUCAUCUCUUUUUUGCAUUUGUUUCAACUGAUUUUAAAUCAAAGGAAGUACGUGGACCAAAACUUAAAGAAAUGUCGCCUUGCUUUUCCCUAUGCUUUACAAAUGAAAUCCAUCCAUCCGCACAAGCAAUGCAUUCGAUAUGACCAUACAUUACCUUUAUAUUGCAUUGUACAAGAGAUCUCCUGCUUGUUAUUGAACAAAGUUGGUAAUGCUUUGGUACCUGCGGUUGUACUUGGGUGCGCUGAAGAACACUGAUUCAGCUGUAUAUAUGUUAUAAACACAGCCUUCGGCGUAUAGAUGCAGAUGACAAAGCAUCAAUUUUCUAAGUGUCUUUAUAUGCAAAUGUUGAUACUUUUGUAAAUAUAGUUUUGUAAUGGCCAAACAUCACCUCCGAGCGAGAAAUCAAAAUAGCUUACAACAUGUCUUUCAUAAUGUGUAUAGCUUUUGAGUGACGCAUAACAGUGGUAUGCUAAUAAAUGUCUUUUUGACAAAAUAUUUUGUUAAAGUUAAGCAAAGGUUACGAUCUAAUAUUACGUUAUGCAACUGAGGGUUUCGUUUUGAGAACUUAAACUUGCGUUUUAUAUCUAACUUGAUCAAGUACUAUUGUGCUUGCUUUGCUUUUAAGAAUGCCCUGUCUCAUCUUCUGUGGCAUUAUAUUUCUUUGUUAACGUUCAAUAUCCCUUUUUGUCGGUCAGUUAUUUUGCAAAUACAAAAUUCAGAUUUUCCUUAAAAAUAAUCCUCCGCAUCUUUUGAAGUUGUAAUUCCUAUAUUUUAUGCUGUUGCAAACAUCGAACAUGGAGAUGUAUUUCUCCUUAUUAUAUGCCUUCCUAUAAAUAGAAACAAAUUGUACAUGACGGAAUCCUGUAAUUAAUGCCGACUCGUUACUAAAACGAUACAUGCCGUGUCGAUAAAAGGCAAUGGCGUGCAUGAAGUGGUCAUUGCCACUCCCAAAAAUAUAUAUAAGCGCUCGAGCUAUGCCUUCGUGCCGCUAUAGACUGUGUCGUGCCAAUAAGUGUAUAGUAAUAACAGUUUGUUCUGAGGUAUUGCUGUAUAUUGCUUGUCAAACAUUUAAUCAGAUUUGGUACUAAAGGGGAAGUCUAGAGAUAUAUAAAGUAUAUAAAUAUAAUGUAUGUUAACCCUUUACAAGUACAAGUUUAACAUCCCCUUACAAGGUUUAAUAUUCAUUUUCAAGGUUAAAGUAUAGUUAUUGUAUCCGCUCUGCUGUUGUGAAAGGCAUCAAUGCUGUUACACAUGUGCUAUGAGCGUAAAUGUACUGCUUCAUCUUUGAUUAAACUACUCGUAAUAUACAUAGUAUGUGUUCCUGCCUUGGCAAUUUUGUAAAGUACUGGCAUUAAUACAUGUAUAGGAUGUUGUUAUACACAACAUUAUGUAGAGACUUACCCUAAGCCUUCUUUACACAAUGGAAACAAUCUGUUUAUAGGGUGAAAUUAUUCAGUGAACACCGUUUGUCAAUCCUAAUCCUGUCUAUGUUAUAUCAGUGCAAUGGAAAAGUAAGUUAUAUAUCUUAAACGCUAUGCAGAAUAACGCAGUCAUGCAUUUAACAGUCCUGGAAUUGAUUUCUUUGGUUUUUGUCAUAUUUCUAGAUGUUUUUCCAUACUUUGACGCAUAUAUAUGGGUAGCAGAGAUUGGUCUCUUUCCAGCAUUAGCUUUUUCAACAUAUUUUACCUUGUGAAAUUCUGUGUUGACAAAUUUCACCACUUUCCCCAGGGCAUUAAGUGAUUUGAUCUCUACAUUGUUUCCAUUUCAGGCUGUUAAUUAUUGUAUCAAUUAUGCAUGAUCUUUUCAUGCGUAGGGGUAAAAAUUGCAUGGUUUGCAUGAGGUACUAGGUCAGAAUUCACCUAAGCCUACAAUAAAGUCUUAGCGGAGUUGUCUCCAUUUUUCCAAAUAUUUUACCCGGGAUCAUUUUUUUCAGCUCAAGUAACGUUGUUGUUUUUUUUUUCAGAAAAUGAUACUUUAAUUAUUUUUCAGACCGUGUACUUUGAUACAGUUAAUAAUACAUAUAUCUACAAUAGGUAAUGCCUACAUGAAGUUUGUAUUUUUAGUUCCACUGCCUACAUUAUGUGCUUUGUGACACAGACAUGUCUUUUUGUUGUUAUUAAUGGAAUUUACUAAUAUCAUAUACUAGUAACACUUGACAAUCUCUUAUUGCAUUAACAUUCCAUUUGUUUUAAGAAUUUAACUUUAAAUUUGAUCUUUCAUUUAUAGUCACCUGAUAUCUCUGUUAGAAUAAUUUGUUUUCUAUAUCAAAUUACAAAUAUUUGAAUUAGAGUGUUACUGUAUCAGUACUGUUGAUAGAAAGUGCAAAUUUCAUACAUGUAUUCAUGUUAAGAAACGUACAGAGGGCACAGUUAUCAUGUGUGUCUAACGUGUUUUAUACAGUACAGUUGCGUUCAAAAUUAAUGUCCGACAGAACUGUUAAUGUGCUAAUUAUAUCAACAAAAGUCAAAUGAUAACGAAAAAAAAGAGAGAAAAUGGAUUAAGUUUCAAAUCUGAAUUUCCCGAUGAAAGCUGUUAAACAUUAGUACACGUAUAUUAAUCAAAGAGCGAUAACACUGGAAAAUUGGGUUACAUGAUGUCUACAAUCCCUUUAUACAGCAUGUUUUCGUUAAGAUUCCAUUAAAUAUAGGAAAACUAUACCUGAAUGAGGAUCAAAGUUUGGUAAAAAUCAAAUAUGAUUACAUGUAUUUCAUUUUUAUUGAUGUAAAAUGCUUGGUAUCUCUUUUUUAUGUAGUAUUAUGAUCUGUUUAUCCGUAUACAUUAUCAUAUGGCAUAUAUUUUGUCUUACUAUUAGUUUCAGUGCGAAUAAAAUAACUUUUAUAUUA
This is a messenger RNA of Mercenaria mercenaria, 5843 nucleotides long. RefSeq names its product ephexin-1-like. Bases 843 to 2540 code for a protein of 565 amino acids. The transcript is spliced from 13 exons. The record is from RefSeq and is a predicted model, not a curated record. Gene Ontology annotation, molecular function: guanyl-nucleotide exchange factor activity; protein binding. Lineage: Eukaryota; Metazoa; Mollusca; Bivalvia; Venerida; Veneridae. Gene Ontology annotation, biological process: activation of GTPase activity.